Messenger RNA from Pestalotiopsis fici W106-1, 1554 nucleotides. RefSeq lists its product as uncharacterized. Gene Ontology annotation, molecular function: carbohydrate:proton symporter activity. Gene Ontology annotation, cellular component: membrane. The coding region runs from base 1 to 1554 and encodes 517 amino acids. Gene Ontology annotation, biological process: transmembrane transport; carbohydrate transport. NCBI's taxonomy places the organism in Eukaryota, Fungi, Ascomycota, Sordariomycetes, Amphisphaeriales, Sporocadaceae. The record is from RefSeq and is a predicted model, not a curated record. The transcript has 3 exons.
AUGGCGGCACCAUCGGGCUUCUUUCAGAACCGCAGGGUCUAUCUCUUGACCGGAGUCGCCUACAUGGGCGCUCUGCUCUUUGGCUUCGAUACUGGCGUCAUGGGCUCAGUGUUGGCCCUCGACUCUUUCAAGAAGGACUUUGGCUUGCCUCAAGGAGGAUCUGGGUUUGCCAACGAACAAAAUGCCUACGUAUCAUCCAAUGUUGUUUCUCUGCUUACUGCCGGAGCCUUUUUUGGUGCCAUUAUCGCCGCCAUUGUAAACGACAUUAUUGGCCGCCGCUCUACCUUGUUUGCAUUUGCAACAGUCUUUAUGAUUGGCGCCGCGAUUCAAACCGGGGCUUCUCACGACCUUGCGUAUAUUUAUGCCGGUCGCGUGAUUGCAGGCUUGGGAAUAGGAGGCCUGAGUGGCGUCAUGUCCGUCUAUGUUUCCGAAAACGCUCCUCCAAAGAUUCGCGGACGCAUCGCCGGCCUAUUCCAAGAGUUACUGGUCAUUGGCUCAACUUUUGCAUACUGGCUAGACUAUGGUGUAGACAAGCAUAUCCCUUCCAGUACCAAGCAAUGGCGCGUGCCCGUCGCGGUCCAGCUCAUUCCUGGCGGCUUGAUGAUGUUGGGGCUUUGCUUCCUCAAGGAAAGCCCGAGAUGGUUGGCCAAAAAAGGUCGACAUGAAAAGGCUCAUGCGGCUCUGGCACAUGUACGAUGCAAGUCAAUGGACGAUCCGGAAAUAUUAGAAGAAAUGGCAGAGAUCAGAGCAGCAAUUGAGGAAGAGAACAAUGCCAUGGAGGGACUUUCGUGGAAGGAGGUUUUUGCACCCGCCAAUCGAAAGCGCUUCAUUUUGGCCUUUUUCAUCAUGAUGUGGCAGCAGUUCUCGGGUACCAACUCCAUUGGCUAUUAUGCUCCGCAGAUUUUCCAAACGAUUGGCAUCUCCUCGAGCGACUCAUCUUUAUUUGCUACUGGUGUAUACGGCACAGUCAAGGUAGUUGCUACAGCUAUAUUCCUAUUCAUUGGCAUCGACAAAUGGGGACGUAGAAACUCCUUGUUGGGCGGCGCAGCAUGGAUGACGAGCAUGAUGCUCAUUAUCGGCAUCCUCCUCGUUAAAUUCCCUCCGGACCCUACCGCCAGUGGUGUCAGCAGCCCUAGUAUUGCAAUGGCUGUCAUGAUUUAUCUAUACGUCAUUGGAUAUUCAGCAUCCUGGGGUCCAACUCCAUGGGUCUUUGUUUCCGAAAUCUUUCCGACCCGACUUCGGGCAUACGGUGUUGGACUUGCUGCUGCCACGCAAUGGCUCUUCAACUUUAUUGUUACAAAAAUUACACCUCUGGCAAUUAAUAGCGUAGGAUGGCGAACAUUCAUCAUGUUUGCCGUCUUUUGUCUGGCCAUGGGCAUUUUCGUUUUCCUGUUUGUCCCAGAAACCAAACAGUGCACUCUCGAAGAGAUUGAUGUCAUAUUUGGUGGCGUAGAUGCAGAGACUAGGCGCCGCGACGUAGAGGAAGCACUGGGGGCUGAGAGAAAGGAGGCGGAUUUGGCACAAGACGAGCGUGUAGAGUCUACGCAGGCCUGA